Molecule: messenger RNA, 1804 nt
Organism: Xenopus tropicalis (tropical clawed frog)
Lineage: Eukaryota; Metazoa; Chordata; Amphibia; Anura; Pipidae
Gene: sh3gl3
Product: SH3-domain GRB2-like 3
Exons: 9
Coding region: 203-1258 (351 amino acids)
Biological process (GO): endocytosis
Cellular component (GO): early endosome; membrane; cytoplasm
Source: RefSeq, a predicted model, not a curated record
CCAUGCAAGUGUUGGCUGUCGGUGUUGCUGCCGCCUGUCUGUGCUGGAUGUGGGAGCAGCUGGGAGCGAACGGCCCGGGGCUGUGGGCAAUUGUUGCAGGCUCAGGGCUCUCCUGCUUUGGCUUUGCCGCUAGCCCCUUAUACCCCUAGUUUCUUUACCGUCUCCAGAAAGCCGGCCCGGGCUGUGCCACGCCGAUGUGAGGAUGUCAGUGGCAGGACUGAAGAAGCAGUUCCAUAAAGCCAGUCAGCUGUUCAGUGAAAAAAUCAGUGGAGCAGAAGGAACAAAACUCGAUGAUGACUUUCAGGAGAUGGAAAGAAAAAUUGACAUCACUAACAAAGUUGUUGCAGAGCUUCUCUCAAAAACUACAGAGUACCUGCAGCCCAACCCAGCAUACAGAGCCCGGCUGGGAAUGUUGAACACCAUGUCCAAAAUCCGAGGACAAGUCAAAACUACAGGGUACCCACAGACAGAAGGAUUACUGGGGGACUGCAUGCUUCGCCAUGGGAGAGAAUUAGGGGAUGAAUCAGAAUUUGGAUGUGCAUUGCUAGAUGCCGGAGAAUGCAUGAAACAGAUGGCAGAGGUGAAGGACUCACUUGAUAUUAAUGUCAAACAAAACUUUAUCGACCCCCUACAGUCCUUACAAGACAAGGAUCUUAAAGAAAUUCUGUACCAUUUAAAAAGGCUGGAAGGGCGUCGUUUAGAUUAUGACUAUAAAAAGAGGCGCCAGGGGAAGAUCCCGGAUGAGGAAAUCAGACAAGCAGUGGAGAAAUUUGAAGAGUCCAAGGAACUAGCAGAAAGGAGCAUGUUUAACUUCUUGGAAAAUGAUAUAGAACAAGUAAGCCAACUGUCUGUAUUUGUAGAAGCUGCCUUAGACUAUCACAGACAGUCUGCUCAGAUUCUUGAGGACCUACACAACAGGUUACACAAUAGAAUGAAUACAGCCUCCAGCCGACCAAAGAGGGAAUUACAACAUAAAUCAAUAAUUGCAACCCUGGAGUCAAAUGAAAAGCUACAUCACAAUGGGAUUCCCAGCAACUCAUCAAUCAAGCCAUCAGGUUCCUCUGGAAACUUGGACCAGCCUUGCUGCAGAGCACUGUAUGACUUUGAGCCAGAAAAUGAAGGAGAACUUGGAUUUAAGGAAGGAGACAUCAUUACUUUAACCAAUCAAAUUGAUGAGAACUGGUUUGAAGGUAUGGUCAACGGUGAAUCAGGAUUUUUCCCUAUUAACUACGUUGAAGUGGUGGUUCCGCUUCCAUAGUGAACCAUGGACUGAGAGACAAUUUCAUCCUGUAAAAAACGAAACAAAAGGACUUGCAAACAUUUUGAAUGUGGCAUUCUGUGAACGCCUUGCUACUGGAGUGACUUCAGAUCUUUAGUAUGUGUCAUCUCUUUUAUAUGUAUUUAUUUUGUAUUAAUUUUAUUUUUAUGAAUACAUUGACAUCAAAAUACAAAUCUAUUUUUGUUCGUACUGUUCUAUGGAGACCUCCUGCUUACCUUGUUUGAGAAGUAAUACGAUCCUGUGUGUAUCAGUUCCUUACUGAAAGUCAAGGUUUUAUACUCCUCUCAAAGUAUUAGACUGCCCAGGGUGAAAGGAAGGCUACUCUCAUGGCUAGCACAAAAUACAAAAGAUCAGUUUUGGCAGGGGCUAGUUUAUUGCCUUUUAACUGUGAAUAUUCUAAUACGUGUUGCACAAUAUUUGUUAACAAGAGUAGACAAUGUUGCUAUGUUAUUGUAAACUGUCUUAUUAAAAAAUACUAUGUUUAUCUGACCAAAUCUAAUAAAUAUAAAAAGCUGAUUGUCAAAA